Molecule: messenger RNA, 1320 nt
Organism: Pyrgilauda ruficollis (rufous-necked snowfinch)
Lineage: Eukaryota; Metazoa; Chordata; Aves; Passeriformes; Passeridae
Gene: PDCL3
Product: phosducin like 3
Exons: 4
Coding region: 19-588 (189 amino acids)
Biological process (GO): positive regulation of gene expression; protein folding; angiogenesis
Cellular component (GO): cytoplasm
Source: RefSeq, a predicted model, not a curated record
GUGAAAACUUAUGAGGACAUGACUCUGGAAGAGCUAGAAGAGAAUGAAGAUGAAUUUAAUGAGGAAGAUGAGAGAGCUAUUGAAAUGUACAGGCAGCAAAGGUUAGCAGAAAUGAAGGCAGCUCAAAUGAAGAAUAAAUUCGGGGAGGUUUUGGAGAUUUCGGGAAAGGACUAUGUUCAAGAGGUUACAAAAGCUGGAAAAGGUAUAUGGGUAGUCUUACACCUCUACAAACAAGGAAUUCCACUCUGUGCCUUAAUAAAUCAACAUAUGAGUGGGCUUGCAAAGAAGUUCAGAGACGUGAAAUUCAUCAAAGCUAUCUCUACCACCUGCAUUCCCAACUACCCUGAUAAGAACCUGCCCACGAUAUUUGUGUACCUGGAGGGAGACAUCAAAGCUCAGUUCAUUGGGCCUUUGGUGUUUGGUGGCAUGAACUUGACAAGGGAUGAAUUGGAGUGGAAGAUUUCUGAGUCGGGUGCUAUCAAGACAGACCUUGAAGAGAACCCCAGGAAGCAGAUCCAGGACCAGCUCAUGUCCUCAAUCAGGGCGUGUGUCCCAGCCAGAGGGGAGAGUGACUCAGAGGAUGACUAAUUCCCAUGUCUGCAUCCGGAUUGAUGCAGUGCCCUUGCAGCCAGUGUUCCUGCCUCAAGCACUGGAGACACUCCUCAAGGCCUUGCUGAGCCCCAGAAGGGUAGCCUUUCAAGACAUUCAUUCUAGAAACCUCUAGAAACUAAAAACAUUUCUGUUUUUUAAAAAUUGCAGCUUCACUUAAGAUGCUGAAAGACAUUUUGUAUAGUGAAGCCUGAGUAAAUCUUACUCAAAGGUUUUAAAAUAUAGACGUGAAUAGAAACAGGUCUCUUGUUAUUAUUUUCAUAGUAAUUUGCUACUUUUAAAAAAAAUUGAAAUAUGAAGUGGUCAUAAGUGCACUGUUUUUAACAAGCUUAAGUUGUACAGAUCAAAUCUAAAUAGCUGUCUUAAAUAAUUGCUUAUGGCACUUACCAUCCCUUAGCCCACUGUGCUCAAACCUCUUACAGCCUGGACUUCACAGAGAGCUGGGGGGUUGGUACAAUGCAGGUGCUUCUGAAGGUGGUGUGUGGUCUUCUGCAGAGAUGUGCUGGCUCCAGAGAGACAACAUGAGGCUGUAAGCUGGGAUUCCAGGCAUCUUGAGAGGGGCCUUGAGGACGGCCAGCCACUCCUGGAUACUGCUGAGUGCCGAAUUCUACUUUUGAGUUAGCAGAACUAUUUUGCCUUUCAGAAGGGCUGAACUUCCUGUACCAUCUUGCCUGUUAAUUGCAGAAUAAAAUUCAAGAUGGUGGUGCUCAA